CGGAGCUAUCAGUCGAGCAAAAAAACGGACAGGCGAAGAACAUAUUUGAUCAGGACGACAAGGAGAAAUGGCGAUUAGGGUUUUGAGUUCGCGCUUCUUGAUCAUAAACCCUAAGUCUAAUCGGUUUCUCUGCACUGACGCCACCUCCUCCUCUUCUUCUUCCACCACAGUUCUUCCUCCUCUGGUGAAGAGGUUGCUUCAGAUUCCAGAAUGGAAGAUCAAAACCACGCUUGAUUCAGAUUCUCAUGAGUCGCUCCUCGAAAGCGGAGAAUCUAUUUGGGACACUGUCAUCGUUUCUCUCAGUUCGUCUUCUCCGGACAAGGCUCGGCUGGUUCUGGAAUGGAGAUUGGAGAAAAUGUUGAAGACAAAAGAGAGGGAUCAUGAGAGAUACUCUAAUCUCAUCUCUCUUUGCGGGAGAAUCCAAAAUGUUCCUCUUGCAAUGCAAGUGUUCUCCUCCAUGGAAGCACAGGGAGUAAGACCUGUGGCUCUGGUCUUCAAUUCUUUGAUACAUACUUGUUUGUGCUCCAACAAUGCCCUAGCGGCAUUUAGCUUGUUCGAAUUAAUGGAGAACUCUCAUUCCUUCAAACCAAAUGCAGAAACCUAUGAUGCUUUCAUCUCGGGUUUCGCCAAGUUGAAUAAUUCUGAUGCUGCACAAAGAUGGUUUACUGCUAAAAAGGAUGCUGGGUUUCCGGGUACUCUUGAAAACUUUGAAAAUCUGAUGCGUGUCUGUGUCAAAUCCAGGGAUUUUGAUGGCACUGACAGAUUCUACGAGGAAAUGACUUCUGUAGGAAUAAUGCCGAACGACACUGUGCUUAAAACCAUGUUUGAAGCUCUCUGCGAGCAGAGGAACUUUGUCCGAGUCAAGGAACUUGUAAAGAAUUUGCUCGAUCUUGGAUAUGAAAUCAACAUAGAUUUGGCCAAGACGCUUGUCGGAUUUCUCUCCAGCUGUCAGAAUGAGGCAGAACUCGAAGAUCUGCUUGUUACUCUGGAAGAACGGAGACAGACGGAUCCAGAAGUGCUGUCUUGCGUGCACCAUGGAAUCAUAACGACAUAUGCAAGUUUAGAUCGCUUAGACGACAUUGAAUAUUCGGUUGGGAGAAUGCUGAAACGAGGGUUCCCAUUCAAGAUCGCAAGCGAUGUUGAGAAAGUGAUAUCUGCGUAUUUCAGGGGCGAAGCAUAUGAUAGGCUAGACUUGUUUCUGGAUCGAAUCAAGGGUAGUUAUUGCCUUACAAGAUCCACUUAUGAUCUGUUGAUCGCAGGGUAUAGAAGAGCUCGCUUGCCCGAGAAGAUCGAUACCAUGAUCAAGGAGAUGGAACCAGAGUGAAAUAUUGUAGCUUUUUCAGCAGUAGAAAGAGAAGCUGCAAUUCAGACAGCUCAAUGGAACUGCUUUAUCAGCAUUAGUUGAAUAACAAAUGGUAUACAAAGUAACUCGGAAAAACCUUCACAUGGACCGAAGCAACGAGAAAGGUAUUGCAAAAAUAUAUUGUGAUUCCGAAUUGGGUUGACUCGAAAUCCUGGUUUUAUUACAAAGUGAGAACUGGGAUAUGUUGUUUUUACUUUGAAUUGAUAUAGGUCUGGAACUACUGUUAUCUCUUAUGACUGUCCUCUUGUUUGUUUGUCGGUAUUAACAGUUUCAGCCAUUGCUUCCAAGCGGCAUUCUCUUGUUGCUCGAGCCAUGAGAGGAAACAGCUAUCCAACAAGCAGAAGAAGUUCACAUAAAGAAGCUGAUACCUCACGGGAACAUACCGGAAAUUCACAAUCUGGAUGGCAGGCCAUA
Tarenaya hassleriana is the source of this 1777-nucleotide messenger RNA. Its product is annotated as pentatricopeptide repeat-containing protein At1g63080, mitochondrial-like. Gene Ontology annotation, molecular function: mRNA binding; protein binding. The record is from RefSeq and is a predicted model, not a curated record. The transcript is spliced from 2 exons. The coding region runs from base 68 to 1324 and encodes 418 amino acids. Lineage: Eukaryota; Viridiplantae; Streptophyta; Magnoliopsida; Brassicales; Cleomaceae.